Molecule: messenger RNA, 3743 nt
Organism: Microtus ochrogaster (prairie vole)
Lineage: Eukaryota; Metazoa; Chordata; Mammalia; Rodentia; Cricetidae
Gene: Radil
Product: Rap associating with DIL domain
Biological process (GO): substrate adhesion-dependent cell spreading; signal transduction; neural crest cell migration
Cellular component (GO): microtubule
Molecular function (GO): GTPase binding
Source: RefSeq, a predicted model, not a curated record
CGAGCCGGGCGCCAGCUCGGCUAACGGCGGGCGUGGGAGCCGCGCGCGGGGGACGCGGCUGACGGGCUGAGCUGAGGCUCUGGCCUUCCCCCACCCAUUGGCUGAAAGCCUCAGUGGUUAUUCAUGAGGACGCACCCACCAUGUUUUAUGGGACUCAGUUCAUCAUGUCUCCUCCCACCAAGAGUAAGCUGAAGCGACAGAGCCAACUACUGUCCACUAUGCUGUCCCGGACACUCAGCUACAAGUAUCGUGACCUGGACCCCACCUUCAGCAGCCUGGGCGCCAGUGAUGAUCCUGCGGAACUUUCCACUCAGCUCUCAGCCCCAGGUGUCUUGAAGGUGUUUGGAGACAGUGUCUGUACAGGCACCCACUACAAGAGUGUUCUGGCCACUGGCACCUCCAGUGCCCAGGAGCUGGUGAAAGAGGCCCUGGAGCGAUAUGCCCUGGACCCCGAGUGUGCUGGCCAGUAUGUACUAUGUGACGUUGUGGGCCAGGCUGGAGAUUCUGGACAGAGGUGGCAGGCCCAGUGCUUCCGGGUGUUUGGAGACAAUGAGAAGCCCCUCUUGAUCCAGGAGUUAUGGAAGCCCCGAGAAGGUUUGUCCCGGAGGUUUGAGCUGAGGAAGAGGUCAGAUGUUGAAGAGCUGGCAGCCAGGGAUGUGGAUACCACCACAGCAGGGAUAAACGCCCAAGCCCGGAGGCUACAGCGUAUCCGCGCCAAGGGAACGCCAGCCCUCACCUCUGAGGCUACCCAACACUCCCCACCGACCCAACUACGCCGUACAGUCAGCGAAACCAGCCUAAGUCCAGGACCCACACUAGCUGACGCGACCCAGGAUCCGGAGGAGCCCACCCCUGAUAGCAUGCGGUACUCACUGUACCAAUGCCCGCACCUGCUGCUGUUACAGGGCUACAGUCAGCAGCAUGAUAGCCUGGUGUAUGUGCUCAGCCGGGAGCGGCACACAGUGGGCCAGCGCACACCCUCCAGCAAACCCAGCAUCAGCCUGUCUGCCCCAGACAUCCUGCCCCUGCACUGCACAAUUCGCCGCCACCAGUCCACAGAAGGUGGACAGGCAGGGGCCAGGCUGGUGCUGGAGCCCAUUGCAGGGGCGUCGGUUUCAGUCAACUUCUCCGAAGUGGGAAGGAAUCCCGUGGUGCUACAACACGGCGACCUGCUCUCCCUGGGUCUCUACUACCUGCUGCUGUUCAAGGACCCUGGGCAGGCACAGCCGCUGCCUGCUUGUGCCAUUGCCCGCCUUGGGGCCGCACCACAGAGCUGUAGGAUGUGUGGCGCGGUACUCAGAUCCCGUGGGGUCCCUUCCUUGCCUCCUGCUGUGGUCCGGCGGCGGUCACUGCUCCUGGAGUUUGAGCCUGACAUGGAGGACACACUGCUGCAGAGGAUCAUGACGCUGACUGAGCCUGGUGGUGAUGACUGUAAGCUGACACCUGCCUUCCUCCUCUGCCUCUGCAUCCAGCACUCUGCCACUCGUUUCCAGCCCGGUACCUUCAGGCAUCUCCUGCUCAAGAUCUCCAAGAUGGUCCGAGACACCGUCUGGGAGAAAACCAAAGAGCUAGCGGAAAAGCAGGCGCAACUCCAGGAACCCAUCUCCUGGGCCAGCUUCCCCAUGGCCGACCUGGUUCCCGACCUUCAGCACAUCCUGUUUUGGAUGUCAAACUCCAUCGAACUCCUGUACUUCAUCCAGCAGAAAUGCCCGCUGUACAUGCAGAACAUGGAGGAGGAGCUGGAUGUCACAGGCUCCAAGGAAUCACUGUUCUCCUGCACACUGACGGCCAGCGAGGAGGCCAUGGCGGCCCUGGAGGAGGUGGUGCUCUAUGCUUUCCAGCAGUGUGUGUAUUACCUCUCCAAGUGUCUGUAUGUCUGCCUCCCGGCCCUCUUGGAAUGCCCUCCAUUUCAGACAGAGCGCAGGGGGAGCUGGCGCUCAGGCCCUGCUCUGCCUGAGGAGCUCCGGCGCGUUGUGUCCGUGUUCCAGGCCACCUCGGACCUCCUGCAGCAGCAGCAGAUGCACCCUGAGGUGGCCUCCCAGAUGCUAGCUUACCUCUUCUUCUUCUCUGGCACGCUGCUCCUCAAUCAGGUGCUGGACAAGGGGCCCUCUCUGAGUUGCUUCCAUUGGCCCAGGGGUGUCCAAGCCUGUGCUCGCCUGCAGCAGUUCCUGGAGUGGGCCAGAAGUGCUGGCCUCGGAGUGCCCGCUGAGCGUUUCUUUCGGAAGCUCUCCUGCACCCUGCAUUUGCUGGCCACUCCCAGUGCUCAGCUGGUACAGAUGAGCUGGGCCACCCUGCGGGCCACAUUCCCUGCCCUGAGCCCUGCUCAGCUGCACCGGCUACUGACUCAGUACCAGCUGGCCUCUGCCAUAGGCCCUAUGAGCGCCUGGGAGCCGGGAGCCCAAGACAGCCCCGAAGCCUUCCAGUCAGAGGACAUCUUGGAGUCCUAUGAAAACCCGCCACCCAUUGUUCUGCCAAGCCAGGGCUUCCAGGUGGACCUGGAGGCCGACUGCCUGGAGGACAGCACCUACCAGCACCUGCUCUACAUCCGCCACUUCCUGUGGGGACUGCGGGGCGGCCAAGGCAGCCCUGACGGUGGGCCUGCCCAGCCCGAGGGCAUCGAGGUAGAGUGGGGCAGAGAUGUUGGCGAGGAGGGACUGGGUCACUCAGAGCACCCUGAGACUUGCAGCUGUCAGCAGAAGCAGGGCCUGUACCACACCAUUCCUGAGGGGCAUCCAGAAGGCCCUGGCUGCCCCCUGGCUAACAGGGACUCAGGCAGAGGUGCUGUCGAAACUGCCCCUGCCCAUUCUCUUCCUGUCACUGGAGCUCCCUGGGCACAGGGCCCCCCUGGAAGACAGACUACCCGAGGGGACCGCAGAGGCUCCCAGGCUGGCUCUCUGCACACUGACUCCUCCUGCCUGCUCACUCCUCCCAGCACACCACUGGGCCUGGAGCCUGGAGGCCCCACCUGGCCAGAGACCAGUGGCCACCGUGGAAAAGUACUCCUCGAGGGGCAGAGGAAUGGACCAGGUGGCCCUCCUGGUGUGGUUCUAGAAGGAGACACUGUUGAGGCUGCUGCUGAAGCUCCUGCUGAGGCCUCCAGCCCCAGCUCCAGCGCCGAGGACUUCUGCUAUGUGUUCAUGGUGGAGCUGGAGCGAGGCCCCUCGGGGCUGGGGAUGGGCCUGAUUGAUGGGAUGCACACACCUCUGGGGGCCCCGGGACUCUACAUACAGACCCUGCUUCCUGGGAGCCCUGCAGCAUCUGACGGGCGGUUGUCACUGGGAGACCGAAUCCUGGAAGUGAACGGCAGCAGCCUGAUGGGUGUGAGCUACAUGAGGGCGGUAGAUCUGAUUCGACAUGGAGGCAAGAAGAUGCGAUUUCUGGUGGCCAAGUCUGAUGUGGAAACAGCCAAGAAAAUCCGCUUUCGCAAGCCCCCUUCCUGAUAGACCAAAGAACCUUUGCCCCUGCACCUGCUUCCCAUAUCCUCACCAGGUGCCAUCGACACUCACCCACUGCCCACCCCUAAGCCCCACACUCCCCAGUCCAGCCAGUCCUGGGUUUUAAAGUUGACUGAGUUCCUAUGUUGUGGCCUCACGUUGAGGACACGUGUUGAUAGUGUUGUACAUCUUAGUGUAUAUUUAUUUAUAUGACAGAUGACACUAAGUUGUGACAUUUCCUACAGAGCUUUUAUGUUUAAAGACUUUAAUGGAGAAUUGAGAUUCAAUAAACUAUGUUUCGUAUUCUUA